Molecule: messenger RNA, 2087 nt
Organism: Spinacia oleracea (spinach)
Lineage: Eukaryota; Viridiplantae; Streptophyta; Magnoliopsida; Caryophyllales; Amaranthaceae
Product: internal alternative NAD(P)H-ubiquinone oxidoreductase A1, mitochondrial
Exons: 9
Coding region: 229-1728 (499 amino acids)
Cellular component (GO): mitochondrion
Molecular function (GO): NADH dehydrogenase activity
Source: RefSeq, a predicted model, not a curated record
GCAUAUUCAUCCCUAACUAUGUUUGUUUUGUUUUUUCUUUACCAAUUAUCCUCCCACAAAAAAGGGAGAAAACGUACAAAUAAAUAAAGCAAGAAAAAAAUCCAAUUUUCUUACGGACUAGUUUAAUUUUAUAAUUUAAAAAUGAAAAAUAAAUCAAUAAAACCCCAGAUUUUCAUUUCAUCAUGAACAACGAAUUCAGAUCAACACUUUCUAAAAAUAGAAAGGAAGAUGUCAUUUUUGAGAAACAUUCUAAAACCCUCAAUCCUGAAAUCAAAAACCCACUUUCCAUUUCCAUCAUCAUCUUCAACACUCUACAAUUCUCUCUUCUCUGCUUCCCACCACUACUCCACCUCUGCAGAUGCUGGGAACACGAAGAUGUAUGCUGGGCUUGAACCCACUAAACCCAAUGAGAAACCCAGAGUGGUUGUGCUGGGCUCUGGAUGGGCCGGGUGUAGGCUCAUCAAGGAGAUUGAUACAAAGAUAUACGACAUCGUUUGUGUGUCACCGAGGAAUCAUAUGGUGUUUACUCCAUUGUUAGCGUCAACUUGUGUUGGAACUCUUGAGUUUCGGUCUGUUGCUGAACCUAUUGGGAGAAUUCAACCCGCGAUAAAUAGGGAACCUGGAUCUUACUAUUUUCUUGCCAAUUGCACUUCUGUUGAUACCGAUGAUCAUGUGGUACAUUGUCAAACUGUUACAGAUGGGGCGCAGUCAUUGGACCCGUGGAAGUUCAAAAUAUCAUAUGACAAAUUGGUUGUUGCAUCUGGGGCUGAAGCCUCAACAUUUGGAAUCCAUGGGGUGCACGAGCAUGCAAUUUUUCUCCGUGAAGUUCAUCAUGCUCAGGAGAUCCGUAGAAAAUUACUGUUGAAUCUGAUGUUAUCUGAUAUACCUGGUGUUUCCGAGGAGGAGAAAAAAAGACUCCUUCACUGUGUUGUUGUGGGUGGUGGUCCUACUGGUGUUGAGUUCAGUGGCGAGCUUAGUGAUUUCAUUAUGAAGGAUGUCCGCCAAAGAUAUUCACAUGUCAAAGAUUACAUCCAUGUCACCUUAAUUGAGGCAAAUGAAAUUCUAUCUUCCUUCGAUGACCGCCUCAGACACUAUGCUGCGAAACAGCUUACUAAGUCAGGAGUUCGACUAGUCCGUGGAAUUGUCAAAGACGUACAACCUGAUAAGAUAAUUCUUAGCGAUGGUUCAGAAGUUCCUUAUGGCCUUUUAGUAUGGUCUACAGGUGUUGGUCCUUCGCCGUUUGUGAAAAAACUUGAAUUGGAAAAGUCACCUGGUGGAAGGAUUGGUGUUGAUGAUUGGCUUCGCAUUCCUUCUGUUCAAGAUAUGUAUGCAAUUGGUGAUUGUGCAGGGUUUCUUGAAAGCACAGGAAAACCGGUUCUCCCUGCUUUGGCGCAGGUAGCCGAGCGGCAAGGAAAAUAUUUAGCCAAGUUUUUGAACAGGAUCGGUAAAGCUGGUGGAGGGCAUGCCAACAAUGCACUGGAUGUUGAUAUGGGGAAACCUUUUGUGUACAGACAUUUAGGAUCAAUGGCAACUAUUGGUAGAUACAAGGCACUUGUGGACCUUCGGCAGAGCAAGGAUGCAAAGGGCUUAUCACUGAAAGGUUUCCCUAGUUGGUUUAUCUGGCGAUCUGCAUAUCUUACUCGUGUUAUAAGUUGGAGGAAUCGAUUUUACGUGGCCAUAAACUGGUUGACUACUCUUCUUUUUGGUCGUGACAUAAGCCGAAUAUAGAAACUGCCACCUGCCACCUGCCACUGACUCUCAUAUUACACCCGGGUUUCAGACUUUCAGCAAUCGAUCAGCAGUGAAUACAGAAAUGCAAAACCAAAUAAAUACUGAAAAUUACUACCACUUUUUGGUUGUAUUUUUUGUUAGUGUUCAGCUUUAAAUUUCCACUUAUAGACUGACAAUAAUGAAGAGCAACUGAGGAAGGAUAGACAUGGUUUCUGUAUGUAGUUAAGUUAAUACUCUGAUUUUUGGUGUAAUUGUAAAUUUCUUCACAUUUUUUCCAUUGGAUUUUAGGAAGAUGCACAAAAGCUUUAGUUCAAGGUUUUAAAUGUUUGAAAUCAGCUUUUUCAUUUUUAGCUUCA